UAGAUGAUGACAUGCAGCACUACAUGUCCAUUUUCGAUGAGAUUUCCCGGUAUAAGACCGUAAAGAUUCCCUCCAAGACAAGUGGUCACUUACUCCGGACUCCAGUGCUGCAAGUCGCAGAUUACACAGCAGCCAAUCUUUUGUCCAGCUCUUCUAUUCCAACAUAGCUCAGUAAAGUCGCCAUGGUUUCCGACACUCCACCCUUCCCGUCGCCUGUCAAGCGCUGGCAUAACACGGCUCAACCCGCUGGCAAUCCUAGCCUCGCGGCUCUCUCUCAGAAAGGCAAAUCGAUCAUGGUGACAGGUGGAGGCAUCACUGGCAUCGGAGGAGAGACAGCACGCUUCUUCGCUCGCGCAGGUGCCGCGCGCAUUGGUCUGCUUGGACGUCGUGAAGGCCCUCUACUCGAGAACAAAGCCUAUAUUGAGAAGGAAUCUCCUGGUACGAUCGUUUUCAUCCAGAGCACCGACGUCACCGAUGAGGCUUCAGUCAAUGCUGCAUUUGACAACUUCGCCAAGGAUGGCGAGAUCAACACAGUCAUUCACGCUGCUGCAGCUGUUGGGCCGAAUGAUAAUUUCGCGGAUGUCGACGGACGCGAGUUUCUCAGAGCUGUUACCGACAACCUCGAGGGUUCUUUGUGGGUUGCAAAGGCCUUUAUUCGUACAGCUGCCCCAGAUGCUCAUGUCAUCGCCAUCAACUCUUGGGGUGCUCAUUUGAGUCUCAACGAUGCCUUCGCCGCCUAUUGCGUUGCCAAGAUGGCUGUUUAUCGCUUGUGGGAUACCGUGCUUCUUGCGAAGCCAAACCUCAGUGUUUUCCAUACUCAGCCCGGCGUUGUUCUCACUGAGAUGAACCUCAAAGUCGGCGGUGCGGAUAGCUUUAAAGAUGUGAAGACUGAUGAUGUCACUCUCCCAGCAAGCUUCAAUCUCUGGCUUGCGACCCCAGAGGCCCGAUUCCUCAAAGGGAAGUUCUUGUGGUGCAACUGGGACAUCGACGAGCUCAAGUCUCGUGCCAAAGAGAUUGAGUCUAGCAGGCUACUCAACAUCGACCUUGUCGGCUGGCCAUUCGAUACUUGCACUAACUAAUCUAUGCGAAGAAUGAUCUAGAGGAUGUGAUCAAUUUGGUGGAUCACAGUCACGUAUCUUCUAGGAUGGUCGGGAGACUCUACUGUUUUGGUUUUGCACAGAAAAGGGUAUUCGGGUUCAACCUACAUUCAUGCAUAAACUUGAGAGUACGCCUUGUUGAUUUAUCCUGGAUACGUGACGGCCAAUGGGAAAUGAAGAUCAAAAAAGGCUGGUAAUAGAAAGAAGUCGCUUACAGGAUUGGAGGACGCGGCGGUGACGUCACGUCAGCGACGCUAACAUUAGGUACCAAGCAGGCCUCCAACACGCCCUGCAUGUGGAUGCCUUGAGCUACAUUAGAUUCAUCAGAACGUACAAUGAACCUGCUGUUAUAUUCGUCACUCAUUUCGCGCAAAGCGCUUUC
Messenger RNA from Alternaria alternata, 1479 nucleotides. Its product is annotated as NAD(P)-binding protein. Bases 183 to 1079 code for a protein of 298 amino acids. The record is from RefSeq and is a predicted model, not a curated record. NCBI's taxonomy places the organism in Eukaryota, Fungi, Ascomycota, Dothideomycetes, Pleosporales, Pleosporaceae. The transcript has 2 exons. Gene Ontology annotation, cellular component: cytosol. Gene Ontology annotation, molecular function: oxidoreductase activity.